UCGGACGCCGGAUAUCCAGAAAACGUUUUUCCUGUUACUAUUGCUGGUGGUGAUCGGAGAGUUCUUUAGUGCGCCCGCCAUAACGCUCGCUGACUCCGCUGUCAUUACGCUGCUUGGCGAAGAUGCCGACAGGUAUGGCCACCAGCGUAUGUUCGGAUCCCUAGGGUGGGGGUUGGCGAUGUUCUUCGUGGGCAUCGCACUCGACCACAGCACGGCGUUCAGCUCCCACCCUUGUGGCGGCCCUCAGCGUUACGAAAAAAAUUAUACCAUUUGCUUCGCUACAUUUUCCGUGCUGAUGGGCGCUGCAUUGCUCACAGCCUCCCAGAUAAGGUUCAAGUACGAAUUCGUGAGCAGCGAGGCGGAAGCACCAGCGCCUCCGCCAGCCGAGCCCACGCACGAGGAGAAGUUGCAGCAGCAGCUGGCCGAGCAGCUGCAACUACCUGGUCUAGACACCAGCGCGCCCCAGCCACAGCAACCGCCUUUACAUCACGCUAAGGUGUUCGCGCAGACGACGCGCGAGAUGCCGGAGUGGGUGACGGUGCUGCGACAGUUUCAAAAUGUGAAAGCGGCCUCUUUCCUUCUGGUCGCCUGGUUUAUGGGUUUCGGCAUCGGUCUCAUCUUCACUUUCCUCUUCUGGCACUUGCAGGACAUCGACGGGUCGCCUACUUUAUUCGGCGUCGCCUCUGUCAUCAACCACAUCUCGGAAAUCUUUGCAUAUUUCUUUAGCUUCAAGCUGAUCACUCAACUCGGCCACGUUAAGGUGCUGUGCCUGGGCCUGGCGGGGAACGUGCUGCGGUUCCUGUACAUCUCGUGGCUCACCAACCCCUGGUGGGUGCUGCCUUUCGAGUUCGUGCAGGGCGUCACCCACGCGGCGGUGUGGGCCGCCUGCUGCUCCUACAUCGCGCACGCCACGCCUCCGCGCCUGCGCUCCUCCGCGCAGGGCGUGCUGCAAGGUCUGCACCACGGGCUGGGCCGCGGCUGCGGGGCGGUGCUGGGCGGCAUCGCGGUGGCCAAGUGGGGCACCACGCGCACCUUCGCGGGCUACGGGCUACUGUGCGGGGUGGCGCUGGCCGCCUUCGCGUUCGUCAACUUCCGCGACGGCGACGCGGAGGGGGGCGCGGGCGCGGGCGGGGGCGGGGGCGCGGGGGCGGACGAGGAGGCGCGCGCGGUGGCGGAGGCGGGCGUGCUGGCGCCCCACGGGGUGCCCUCCAACCCGCUGCCGCGCGCGCUGUCCUCCACGCGCCUGGCCGACCUCGCCCAUCACGACUCCUACGGCGCCACGCAGGUUUAUACGUUAACUACAGUGGAGCGGACAGCCUGGGGGUGCCGGGGCAGGCGCCGGUGCCGCGGCAGUCGCCCGCCAACCCGUUCCUGGCGGACCGGCAGGCGUACAGAUAAACGAGGCCGCCUCCCCGGCCGUCGACGAACGCUCCCGCCGCUUCCGGAAGGGCCGACCUCGACCCGAGACGGUCGCCGGCUCGACACACCCCGGCCGUCGAACGCUCGCUCGAUAGUAUCGGCCGUCGACUAUCUCGAAAUAACAAUCGGUGGUCGACCUCCGCUUUCCGAGGAUCGCCGUCUCUGGAUAUUGUAUUAUAAAGUUAGGAAACGACUCGGCGUCGGCCCCGCCCGCAGCCCGAGGGGGUCUCGGCCCCCGAGAGCGUGCGCGGGGCCGCCGCUGAAGCCUCGAGGAUGA
Messenger RNA from Diatraea saccharalis (sugarcane borer), 1696 nucleotides. The record is from the annotation of a GenBank genome assembly. Lineage: Eukaryota; Metazoa; Arthropoda; Insecta; Lepidoptera; Crambidae.